AGAGUUCUCCUUCUCCCAAAUAUCCCUAGCACCAUCCUAAACCCUGUUUACCCCAGAAACCUGAACUGUGGACAGACAGAAGAGGAGAGAGAGAGAGAAAAUUCAGACACAAUAAAACUCUGAGGGGAAAAAUAUGUGGAAGGAGGAGGCAGCAGCGGCCUGGGGAAGGGAUUGAAAAGUUUCCCCUGGCUUAACUUCUCCCCCCCUGCAGCAGCAGAAGCAGCGCCAGCAGCACAAGCUGAGCAGGUGAGCAGGUCAUGGCACGCCUAACGAAGAGACGACAGGCAGACACAAAGGCAAUCCAGCACCUUUGGGCAGCUAUAGAAAUAAUCCGGAACCAGAAGCAAAUUGCAAACAUUGACCGCAUUACAAAGUACAUGUCUCGAGUCCAUGGUAUGCAUCCAAAAGAAACCACACGUCAGCUGAGUUUAGCAGUCAAGGAUGGUCUCAUUGUGGAAACCCUGACCGUGGGGUGUAAAGGGUCAAAAGCUGGUAUUGAGCAAGAAGGAUAUUGGUUGCCAGGAGAUGAGAUUGCCUACGGUAUGCAGCCUUUUUCCCAGACAGCAGCAAAAAACAAGGACUGGGAAACAGAAAAUCAUGACUGGUAUUGUUUUGAAUGCCAUUUGCCUGGAGAGGUGUUGAUAUGUGACCUGUGUUUUCGUGUGUAUCAUUCCAAGUGUUUGUCUGAUGAGUUCAGGCUUAGAGACAGCAGUAGUCACUGGCAGUGCCCAGUUUGCAGGAGUAUCAAGAAGAAAAACACAAGUAAGCAAGAGAUGAGCACAUACCUGCGGUUCAUCGUGUCCCGGAUGAAGGAGCGGGCUAUAGAUCUAAACAAGAAAGGGAAGGACAACAAACACCCAAUGUAUCGAAGGCUGGUGCACUCAGCUGUUGAUGUUCCUACUAUACAGGAGAAAGUAAAUGAAGGAAAGUACAGGAGUUAUGAGGAGUUCAAAGCAGAUGCUCAACUGCUUCUACACAACACAGUGAUUUUCUAUGGAGCGGACAGUGAACAAGCUGAUAUAGCAAGGAUGCUUUACAAAGACACCUGCCAUGAACUGGAUGAACUGCAGCUUUGCAAGAACUGUUUCUAUUUGUCAAAUGCACGACCUGACAAUUGGUUCUGCUAUCCUUGUAUACCUAAUCAUGAGUUGGUUUGGGCCAAAAUGAAAGGCUUUGGGUUUUGGCCAGCCAAAGUCAUGCAGAAAGAGGACAAUCAAGUUGAUGUUCGCUUUUUUGGCCAUCACCACCAAAGGGCCUGGAUCCCCUCUGAAAACAUUCAAGACAUCACAGUGAACAUCCACCGGCUGCACGUGAAGCGCAGCAUGGGCUGGAAGAAGGCCUGUGAUGAGCUGGAGCUGCACCAGCGCUUCCUCCGCGAGGGAAGAUUCUGGAAGUCAAAGAAUGAGGACAAAGGGGAAGAGGAGGCAGAGUCCAGCAUCUCUUCCACUAGCAAUGAGCAACUGAAGGUUACUCAGGAACCACGAGCAAAGAAAGGACGACGUAACCAGAGUAUGGAACUCAAGAAAGAAGAGCCAGAACCUGAAACUGAAGCAGUAAGUUCAAGCCAGGAAAUUCCCACAAUGCCUCAGCCCAUUGAAAAAGUUUCAGUCUCAACUCAGACCAAGAAGUUAAGUGCCUCUUCUCCAAAAGUGAUGCAUCGGAGCACCCAGACCAGUAAUGAUGGAGUGUGUCAGAACAUGUGCCAUGACAAAUACACCAAAAUCUUUAAUGAUUUCAAGGACAGGAUGAAAGCUGAUCACAAAAGAGAAACUGAGAGAGUCGUGCGAGAGGCAGUGGAAAAGCUGCGCACGGAGAUGGAGGAGGAGAAAAGGCAGGCUGUGAACAAAGCUGUGGCCAACGCACAAGGAGAGAUGGACAGAAAGUGUAAGCAGGUAAAGGAGAAGUGCAAAGAAGAGUUUCUAGAAGAAAUUAAGAAGCUAGCAGGUCAGCACAAGCAACUGAUUUCCCAGACCAAGAAGAAGCAGUGGUGCUACAACUGUGAAGAGGAGGCCAUGUACCACUGCUGCUGGAACACCUCCUACUGCUCCAUCAAGUGUCAGCAGGAGCACUGGCACGCCGAACACAAACGCACCUGCCGCAGGAAAAGAUGAAAGGGCUCCUCCUCCCCUAGAGCGCCACCCCAAUGAUUGCUAUUCUCAGACAGAGCGGUUUUUGUUUCCAAAAAAAAAAAACAAAAAAAAAGCCAAAAUUGUUUAGAAUUUGCUUCCCAUUUUGCACCAGCCUUUAAACACUUUUCUUAGAAGAAAUUUUGCACAGUUGUUUCAGUCUUCUGUUAAAAACGCUCCUCCAAAAUUUUGUUGGCAAAAUGAAUUGAACAUCUGUUGGAGCAGGUUACUUCAAAUAAUUUUAAACUAGAGGAUUUGUUGCAUUUUCAGCAAAUUUUAAGACAUUUUUAGGUUUUACAGAGAUUUUAAUCUUUAAAAACAGCAGAUCUAAAAACAAAAAAGUGAUGCAAGUUUAACAAAAGUUAAAAGUUUAACAUGUUUAAAAAACAUUUAAAAACUAGUUCUGAAUGUAAGAAGUACAGAACUGUUUCAGAAAAACGAAGCAUACUACCUUGAUGUAACGUUUAUUUCUUAACCUUGUUGAGCUGGUUUUGUUCAGCUUAAUUUUACUGUUUAAAGGCAUUAUCUAUUGGUUAUACCAGUGGGUACAUGAUUGAAUUUAGGGAACAGGGUUGACACAGCAGGUGCUAGUCCUGCAUAUUUUUUCUUAAAUAUUUCCCAACUGUGUUUUAUUUUCAUUAUUUCUUUUCAAUAUAUAACUUUUAUAACAAAAUAUUAGCUUUGAUCUUGUAGUUUAAAAUCACAGGGAACUGGGGUAAUCUUUUACUGAGCUGGAUCUUAGAGAAAAAUGAAUAUUUAAAUUUUGAAGUUUGCACAUUUCGUCUUUGUUCUAACAUGAGUGCUUAUAACAAGAAUAAGAAAAACCAAAAAAAAAAGAAAAAAACAAC
Molecule: messenger RNA, 2974 nt
Organism: Zonotrichia leucophrys gambelii
Lineage: Eukaryota; Metazoa; Chordata; Aves; Passeriformes; Passerellidae
Gene: ZMYND11
Product: zinc finger MYND-type containing 11
Exons: 16
Coding region: 258-2111 (617 amino acids)
Biological process (GO): regulation of transcription elongation by RNA polymerase II; regulation of signal transduction
Cellular component (GO): nucleus
Molecular function (GO): transcription corepressor activity; DNA binding
Source: RefSeq, a predicted model, not a curated record